Messenger RNA from Struthio camelus australis, 5143 nucleotides. Lineage: Eukaryota; Metazoa; Chordata; Aves; Struthioniformes; Struthionidae. The record is from RefSeq and is a predicted model, not a curated record.
AUGAGCAGAGGACCUUCCCUUGAAUUCCCUUACAAAUCACAGUCCUUAGCUGCCAAAGAUCUUCAGGCUGUGUUUGGGAACCCAACCACCAGCUACACCAGUUUUCAGGGUACUCAGAGGAAACCCAAAAGCCUUCCUCCCCUUGAUCCAGAAGUUCUUUCUGUGUUCGUGCCUCCGUUUAUCAGUAAAGACGAUAUUCAGGUGAUUAACACAAGUAGUAAUAACUUGAAUAAAAGUAAACGUCGGUCUUUCCGAAAGAAGAAAGAGAGACCGAAGAUUGAGAAUGUGAAGAGUCUCAAUGGGGAUCAGAAAGCAGCUGAUACUGAAGAAAUUGCAGUUCCAAAGGACAUUGACCUUAUUGGUUUGCCACAGCUAUGCUUCCCAGGAGGACUUUAUAUAACCUCUGAAUCAAAAGAGGACCACAUUCACUUCCUGGUCUUCACAGAUGUCUGCGGUAACAGAACAUAUGGUGUUGUUGCACAGUACUACCAGCCUAUGCAAGAUGGCUGUUUUUCCUCAAAUGGGCAUGCCCAGUGGGAAUCCGUACAGACUGGGAAAACGCUUGGCUGUUUUGUACCGUUUGCCAUUUGUGUUAUAUCCAGAUAUCCAUAUUUUAAUGCCCUCAAGGACUGCCUCUCUUGCUUACUAGUGCAACUGCGACCUUUCAGGAAUUUCGAUGUUGACGAGCCCAUAAAAGAAUUUGCAGCAAAGUUAUUUUUAAUACCCAGCCCUCCACCAGGACCACUGCACUUGGUAUUUAAUAUGAAACCGCUUCAAAUAAUAAUUCCUUCACGAGAGGAUCCAGACAGUCCAAUUAUUGACCUAGAUCUUCAUCUUCCGUUGCUGUGUUUCAAGCCAGAGCAGGUGCUGCAGAUUAUGACUUGUAUUUUAACUGAGCAGAGAAUUGUUUUCUUCUCCUCUGACUGGGCCCUGCUGACACUUGUGGCUGAAUGCUUUAUGUUGUACCUUCAUCCUCUUCAGUGGCAACACACUUUUGUGCCUAUUCUGUCUCGUCAAAUGCUGGACUUUGUAAUGGCCCCAACAUCUUUUCUUAUGGGAUGUCAUACUGAUCAUUUUGAAGAAGUUAGCAUGGAGGCUGAAGAUUUAAUUCUGAUCAAUAUUGAUAAUGGGGAUAUUACACAUUCAAAAACACCUGAGGAGGAGCCUGAAAUUCCAGAUGUUCCAGCACAAGCAGCAGAAACUUUCAUAAAAAGAGUGGAGAGUCUUCAGCUGCAUUAUGAUUUAGAGCUCUGCCAUCUCGGUGCUAGCACAGAUCUUGGUGAACUCCAGAUGCGUAGAAGGUCUUGGCAGCAGAAACUCAACAGUGAAGUUCAGCAAACAGCUUUGCAGUUAAUCGUUAAUAUCUUCAGGGAGGUAAAAGACCAUCUAAAUUAUGAACAUAGAGUGUUUAACAGUGAAGAAUUUCUGAAAACAAGGGCGAUAGGAGACCAGCCAUUUUACAAAAAGCUGAGUACCCAGACUGAAGAGGAUAGAUUAAACUUGAUGUUUGAUAGCCCAAGAAGACGGACUAUGGAGAAAGUGGCUUCUAAACGAUUUAAUCCGCAGUACCUGGUCAGUAGGCGUAUGGUAAUCAGUAUGCCUAAUCUGCAAGAUAUCAAACUGCCAGAAGGCCCUACUAGAAAUUCCUCGCUUCGAACACUAGAAACAGGCCGUGCUGUGAAAAUGCCCUGCAAGCCAGUUAGUACGUUCAAAAUCCCAGAAGUUCACUUUCCUCUGAUAUGCCAGUGUGUCCAAUCCUACUAUGCAGACUUUUUCAACCAUCUCAGCAAAGCUAUAAAUACCUUACCACCUGACAACUCGGCGUUGCUGGCAAGGUACUUCUACCUCCGGGGACUUAUUAGCCUGAUGCAAGGCAAACUCUUAAAUGCACUUUCUGACUUCCAGAAUCUAGAUAAAACAGACUUAAGAAUUUUCCCUACUGAUCUUGUAAGAAAAAUUGUGGAAACCAUGCCACCUUCUGAACGUUCUCAAGCAGACCGCAAACCUGAGCUGAAGAAGCUGAUAAGUCGCGUGAUGGAAAAACAAAGAGAAAUUAUGAAAAUAGAUGACCAUGUCAAAAACUUUGAAUUGCCAAAAACGCACAUGCAGCUGGAUGAUUUUGUGAAGCGAAUCCAGGAAUCUGGGAUUGUCAAAGAUAUAGACACCAUACAUCGGUUAUUUGAUGCCUUAACAGUAGGACAUCAGAAACAAAUUGAUCCUGAGACAUUCAGAGAUUUCUACAACUACUGGAAAGAAACUGAAGCAGAAGCUCAAGAGGUUAAUCUGCCACCUACAGUAAUGGAGCACCUAGAUAAAAAUGAAUGUGUCUACAAGUUAUCCUGCUCAGUUAAAACUAACUAUGGUGUAGGAAAAAUAGCUCUGACGCAAAAGCGCUUGUUCCUUUUGACUGAAGGAGGACGUCCUGGCUAUGUCCAGAUUGCAGCUUUCAGGGACAUAGAAGACGUUAAGAGCACAACUGUAGCUUUCCUUCUUUUGAGAAUACCCACUCUGAGGAUUAAAACACUAUCUAAAAAAGAAGUCUUUGAAGCUAACCUUAAAACAGAGUGUGAUCUCUGGUAUCUGAUUGUGAAAGAAAUGUGGGCUGGAAAGAAAAUGGCAGACGAUCACAAGGAUCCUCAGUAUAUCCAGCAAGCACUGACAAAUGUUCUCCUGAUGGAUGCUGUGGUUGGUGCCCUGCAGUCCUCCAAAACCAUAUAUGCAGCCUCUAAACUGUCUUAUUUUGACAAGAUGAAAAAUGAAGUACCUAUGAUGGUUCCCAAAACAACCUCAGAAACACUAAAGCACAAGAUCAACCCCUCAGCUGGUGAGAUGUUUCCACAGGCAAUAGAUGUCUUGCUUUAUACACCAGGGCAUCUUGACCCUUCAGAAAGACCCGUCAACGCUCAUCCAAAACUAUGGUGUGCUUUAAAUGAGGGGAAAGUGGUGGUCUUUGAUGCAUCUACCUGGUCUAUUCAACAACACUGUUUCAAAAUGGGCAGCUCUAAACUGACUUGUAUGGUAAUGGUAGAACAAAGUCAAGUGUGGAUCGGUUCUCAGGACUCCUUUAUUUAUAUAAUCAACACCCAUAGUAUGUCCUGUAAUAAGCAACUAAAUGAUCAUCGUUCUGAUGUUACAGAUAUCAUCGUAGAUAAGCAGAAUGGAAUGCCCAGUGAAGCAUACUCAUGCAGCUUAGAUGGGACAGUGAUUGCUUGGAACAUCAGCACUCUGAAAGUCAACCGUGCAUUUCAGCUGCCCUGCCAAAAUCUGACUUGUGUCAAACUUCAUAAUGAUCGGCUGUGGUGCUGUACUGGAAGUUGCAUACUCGUAGUGUCAGCUCAUGAAUUUCGACCACAGAUGAAAAUUGAGCAUAACCUGAAGGAUGUGUGUUCGUAUUUGCUCUUAUUCCAGCUGUUUCCUGAGAGAGAUGAAGUGUGGGCGUCUUAUUCGGGGAGCAGUGACUUGUAUAUUUGGAACACCAGAGAUCUUGCAAGUACACCUCAAAAGAUUCAUCUUCAAGAUUGCUCUGAGAUUACCUGUAUGAUAAAAGUUAAAAAUCAGAUGUGGAUUGGCAGCAGGGGAAGAUCACAAGGCAAAAUCAAAGGGAAGAUCUAUGUGGUCAAUGCUGAGAAGAAGACUGUGGAGAAAGAGUUGGUUGGUCAUGCUGAUACAGUAAAGGCACUUUGCUCCGCAGAGGACAGAUAUGUCCUCAGCGGCUCUGGAAAGGAAGAAGGGAAGAUUGCCAUUUGGAAAGUUGAAUAGUUAAGCUAUUAAAAAUAUGGGUACCUUUGCUGGAAAAAGCGAAGGCCUCAGGCUUCGUUUAGUCCAGCAUCCCACGUAUAUUUCAACCAGCCGUCAGUGUUAUUUGUGUAUUUAUUGAGUUAUUUUUGUGACAACAUUGUUGUAGGAAGUAAAAACGAAAGUAAAUCUCUCCUUGCACCUUGUCGUGCACUUGCACAUUUGGUAAGGAAAUGGAAACGUGAAUAAGAAACGUGAGUAAGAGGAGUCUCUGGCUUUAAACUUGACGUAUGUUGGUGUGAAGGAUCAGGGUUAUAGAGCAGUGAUGUGUGCUCCUGUGAGCCAAAGCCGGCGAAGAAUAAGCUCGGUAAUACCGCUGGAGCUCUUCAGGUAGCGAGGUAAAGAUUGCCUGCAAUAUGGGAUUGGAUACUGUCUUUACAGCCCUAUAACAGCUUGAAAUGUUCAUUGAAAACAUUUUAAAUGCAUUUGUUAGAUGUAUGGAGUUACUGGAAAUGUUAAGUAUCUUUCUGAACUAGCAGCUAGAUUUAGUGGGGAAGGCUGUCCAGUACUACUGUAUGUAUAUUUAUGGUGCUGUAUUAUUUAAAAUGUAGAUAGAGACAGGCUCUCCCUAAUAGCACUGAAAGCUCCCUGCUAGUGAAACAAGAUACUUGGAUAUUCUCAUUAAUAGUUUUAAUUUUUAAGCUUAUUUUUCCUUUAGAAACAAUGCACAGCACUUGGCAUUUGUAACAGUUUGUGAAACUGUGGUUUUUCAUUUUUGGUUUUGGCUGAAACACUUUAUUUAUUUAAUUUCAGUCUAUAUUAUACCUGCUUUUGGGAGCAAUCUCUUAGUUGCUAUGCAGAAAAACUUCUACCACUCCUCCCUUCAGUCCCCGUUUCUGUAAUCGGAGGAACCGCUGUUCUUAAGCGCAUAACCUGCUUAAUUUUUAAGUUCUCGGAAGUCGUCAGACUACUCCUUAAUACUGAAGUAAGCAUCACCAGAUUGUGGUCUGGGCAUUUCUUUUGGUCUGUGCUCCCCAAUCACGUAUUUAAAGACAACAGCAUUAUUAAAUUCUGAAGCUGGUACAAACCCCCUGAAGAUACUGCUAUAUAUUUUCUCACUGGUAACAGAGGUAUCUAUAUGUAAAGCAAUGCAUAGAUGCAGAACAGUUUUUGUCUGUAUCAGUGCUUAGUAAAGUGGAAUAAAAUAUUUAAAAUACUGUAAAUAGAUGAAAAAAAUGAGCUGCUACUUUUGUUAACAAAUAACAACUGAACCAGUAUAUGCCUACUAGAAGUGUAGACUAAUGGUGAUAUACUCCAUGUAAUAUUUCUAACUCACUCUUUUAGUGUGCAGAUGAAAGAUAUCAUAUGAUGGUAAUUGAAAUUUUACCUUUUUAUUUUUUUUUUCAAU